AUGGAGGUGACCUGCGAGGCGAUGGCUGUUGUGACCGCCACCUUGGCUAACGGCGGCAUCUGUCCGACGACCGGGGAACAAGUGCUGGACGGAACUUCCGUCCGCGACGCCCUUUCCAUCAUGCAUUCCUGCGGCAUGUACGACUACUCUGGCCAGUUUGCCUUCAGGGUUGGAUUGCCGGCGAAAAGUGGCGUAUCCGGAGCAAUUGCUGUUGUUGUUCCGAAUGUGAUGGGAUUUUGCACAUUUGCUCCUCCGUUGGACCAUUACGGGAAUUCCGUCAAGGGCGUUCAAUUUUGCAAGGAAGUGGUCAAAAUAUUCAACUUCCAUCGGUAUGACAACUUGAAGCAUGCAGAAAACAAGAAAGACCCCAGGCGACACAAAUACGAGGCUAAGGGCCUGGACGUGGUCGCCUUGCUAUUUUCGGCGGCUGCUGGCGACGUGGUGGCGAUGAGACGGUAUUACUUGAGUGGAAUGGACAUGGAACAGAGUGACUACGACGGUCGUACAGCCCUGCAUUUGGCAGCAUCCGAAGGACACUUGGAAUGCGUGGAAUUCUUGCUCAAGAGCUGCGGUUGUUCUCCGAAGGCAAAAGAUCGGUGA
This is a messenger RNA of Notodromas monacha, 600 nucleotides long. NCBI's taxonomy places the organism in Eukaryota, Metazoa, Arthropoda, Ostracoda, Podocopida, Cyprididae. The record is from the annotation of a GenBank genome assembly.